AUUCUGUGGAAAAGCAAUAAAGUGAAAGUAGAAAAGAAGCACAUUCCAGAUUUAUUACACUCAUUUUUCUUUUGCGGGGAGAAGAAGAAAGAAUCAUUUACUUUAAUAUUUAGGCCAAAACUUAAAACCAAACAAGAACUAAAUCUGCUUCUGUUUAUUAGUAUUGUAGCUGAAGAACAUACAUACAUAAUCCAUCCAAUGGCACUUCCAGACAGGGAAAUCACACAAUUAGCGUUGGAUGUUGAGCAAAGUCCUAGUACUGUUGCUGCUCGUACCGUGUAUCUCAGAACCGGUGGAAACCAAUCUUCUGCAACAAGAACUAUGUCAACCCGGCAUGAAAGUUCUGCUGAAGAUUUGAACUUGGAUUACUACCUACCACUGUACCAUGCUGCAUUCCGAGGCAAUUGGGAAGAUGCUAGACGGUUUUUGGAGCAUGAUCCUAAUGCAGUCAAAGCCAAGAUCUCAAAUUUGUCAAUGACUGCAUUACAUGUUGCGGCUUGUGAAGGUCACUCGGAAUUUGUGGAGAAGAUAGUGAAACAUAUGCCCGCAGAUGAACUGGCAGAGCAUGAUGAAAUGGGGUUCACAGCCCUCCACUAUGCUGCUAUAGGUGGAAACUUGAGGUCUGCUAAGGCAUUGCUCAAGGAAAAUCCCAAGUUGGCACAAAGUGUAGAUACCAAAGGAAGAACUCCACUUCACCUAGCCGCCAGUUUUUCUUCGGAGUGUAAGGAAUUGGUUUGGUACCUUUUGUUGGUAACUACAGAUGAGGAACCUGGUCAUCCCUUCACUGGUCCCUGGGCCUCUAACCUUAUGAAUGUGUUAAUUGCUUCUGGUUUCCAUGAUAUUGCUCUAUAUCUCCUUCAACAAUAUCCUAACUUGGCCACUGCUACAGACCAAGAGGACUGCACUCCUUUAUAUGUCUUGGCAAAGAACCAAUCAAACUUCCUUGGUGGCAGUAGGCUUGGAUUUUGGGAAAGCUGCAUUUACCCAUUUAUCCCUAUUGACGUGGACUAUAGACCACCAAACUCGGUGAGAGCUUAUGUAGGCAGUCACCAUGAAAGCAUCCAAAACCUUAACAGAAUGCCAUCACCAGUACAGAAUGGAGCUCUAUAUUGGUUAAGAAGACUGCUUUGUGGAGCUCUUAAACAAAUAGCACCUUCUGGUUUCAUGACACUCCAGGAUGCAAAACUUAGACAUCACUGUGCAGUUGAAUUAGUAAAGCAAAUUUGCAUAGAACUUUCGCGUUCUCAUAUGUCAUGGCGUUUGAACUAUCUUUUGAAUUCAGAAAUCCUGUAUAUAGCCACUCUUAAUGGGAUAACUGAAAUCAUUAGUACACUCCUUGAGUUUUUCCCUGAUCUAAUAUGGGCUCGGCUCAGAAACAACCAGUAUUUGUUACUUCCUUUUGCUAUCGAGCUUCGACAUGAAAAGGUUUUCCGUCUUGUGUGUGACCACACUGCACGCAGUAAAUUAAUGGCAUCUACAUUACUUGAAUCUGGCACCAUCUUGCAUCUGGCAGCAAAGUUGGCACCUCCGGCCCAACUCACAUCCGUAUGUGGUGCAGCUCUACAAAUGCAAAGAGAAUUGCAGUGGUUCAAGGUGGUGGAGAAUCUAGUUCAUCCUUAUUAUAAGCAGAGCAAGAACGAAGAUGAAAAGACUGCUAAAGAACUAUUCACCAAGGAACACGAAAACUUGGCCGAGAAAGGAGAGAAAUGGCUGAAGGAUACUUCGAAUUCUUGCAUGGUUGUUGCAACUCUAAUUGCUACGGUGGUUUUUGCUGCUGCUUUUACAGUUCCUGGUGGUAACGACGGAGCAGAUGGAAAUCCAAAUUUCUUAAUGAAGAAGCCAUUGAUAUUCAUGGUGUUUUUGGUUUCAGAUGCAGUAGCUCUAUUUUCUUCUCUAACUUCAGUAUUGAUGUUUUUAUCCAUCCUAACUGCUCGGUAUGCUGAAGAAGAUUUCAUUGACUCGUUGCCAAAGAGGUUGAUCAUAGGUUUGGCUUCUCUUUUCUUUGCUAUAGCUGCCACAAUGGUGGCCUUCGGUGCAACCAUUUCGAUUGUGCUCAGCAAGAGGUUCAGUUGGGUUUCUAUUCCGAUCACCUUACUUGCGUCUUUUCCGGUGACUCUAUUUGCUCUGCUGCAGCUUCCCUUGUUUAUUCAAAUGGUGCGGUCAACAUUUGCAAACACCAUCUUUCGUCCUUAAAAUUAACCUCAAGGAGUUAAACAGAGAAAAGAUCUGCCCUUUUUUUUUUUUUGGCUGUGGUUUCAUUAAUUAUGACUAAUUUUGUGCAGAGUUCGAUAUUACAGAUAAAUUUACCUGUAUAGCAUGCACCUCCAUGUACAUAAAAUUAAUUGAUCAAUCUAUAAAUGUAAGUGUAUGGCAUUAUUC
Messenger RNA from Rosa chinensis, 2379 nucleotides. RefSeq names its product ankyrin repeat-containing protein ITN1. Bases 199 to 2193 code for a protein of 664 amino acids. The transcript is spliced from 7 exons. The record is from RefSeq and is a predicted model, not a curated record. Lineage: Eukaryota; Viridiplantae; Streptophyta; Magnoliopsida; Rosales; Rosaceae. Gene Ontology annotation, molecular function: protein binding.